AGACAGAGAGUCUCCGUACGGAGCUAGAGAGACAAAGCGGACGAUGGAGGGGGGAGGAAGGGUUUCGUGGAUGAAAUAUGGGCCUUUGGUGUCCCUGUUUGUGGUUGUUUUGGCGUUGUGGUUCCGGUCACCCCAGAAUGCAGGACUGGACGACCGGCUGGACACCGUGCUGUCCUCUCUGCUGCGGGCUGAACGUAAAGUCGGGAUAAAUAACGUCGCCAGACCCAAAGUGGCUGUCGGUUUUGGAGGUUGUGUUGAUCUGAUAGUGGAUGCGGUAUCGUUGCUUAAUAAGAUUGGCCUCCCUCCCACGGACCAGCCCCUUCAUCAUAACUACAUAGAAAAUGAAGUGCAGCUGGCUCAGAGCUUUGCCUAUUUCUUUGCACCGGGAGCUGCUGCAGAGCGUUUUAUGCUAAAUGACACCCUAUUCAGUGAGCUGGUUGAAGCGUCCCGUGACUUACCUGGAAACAGAUGGGCAGUAGGCGGCAAUGCCCCGGUAAUGGCUGGUCGCAUGGCAACUGAGGGAUGUGAUGUGUUGCUAGGGGGAAGCUUCAGCCCCGAUUUUACUGAUGUCCUGUCCCAGCACAUUACAGUGGCAGGUAACAUAGUGGAAGAGCCAGACAUUCAUCUGAUCCUGGAGUAUCCAUCUGGUGCUAGCUGGGGGCACUAUACCUCACGCAGAGCCAACAGAUACAUCGUGCACAGUGACGACCAUAACCCCUACCUGGCCUCCAUGCAGGAGUUUGCUGCGAAACUCGAAACCUUCAAACCAGAUCUGCUGGUGGUGGGUGGGCUGCAAAUGAUGGAUAACUUCCCAUUCCAGUCAGGUGAGCGCGACGCUCUCCUCUCCCGCCUGGCCAACAUCAUGUCGUCCUCGUCUGCACAGAUUGGGGUCCAUUUUGAGAUGGCCAGUUUUGUAGAAGAGAGUAUAAUGGAAGACCUACUUCACUAUGUCAUCCCCCACGCGGACUCUUUAGGGAUGAAUGAACAGGAGCUUCCCAACCUGCUCAGUCUACUUAAAGGCGCCAACAUCACAGUGUUGUCUGACCCAAACCCUCGUGUAGCUACUGUCCUCGACCAGAUGAGGGAGGUCUAUCGCAUUUUAAACCAGCGCUACAAGGAUGCCAGCACAGAAGACGAAGCAUACGGUGCAAAGGUUAAGCCGCUGACUCGGCUCCACGUCCACACGCUGGCCUUUCAGGCCAUGAUUGUGACACGUGGCUCCCAGUGGAAGAACACCAUGUCAGCCACCGCCAAGGCCUCUCUCACAGCUAACCGCCAUGUCUGUGGCUCUAAUGACAUUGACCCCAGCAAGGCAAGGCUUAUCAUGGAUGACUCCUUCUCUGUUAGCCGGCAGGAGGGCAGCCAGCGUAUACCCCUGCAGGAGACCAGGCCUGUCAGCUGCUGGGAUGAGGUGGACUAUGAGAUCUGCGUAGCUCCGGUACUGGUGUGCACUGAGGUUUACCAAACUGCAGGUGGAGGGGACAACAUCUCAGCCGCUGGUCUCGUGCUGCAGAUCUAGAGAAAACCACUUUAUGGUCUGUCUGUGUGGAGUGCUAAUGAGAUGUUGGCAAACAAUGUGACUGUGGAAACUUGAUCUAGGUGUGAUGCAAAGUAGCUGUUGUGGCAAACACAGGUACUGAUUGUGAAAUUUAUCAGACUAAUGCUGUCACACCUGAAGUUCAUGGCCCAGAUAAGGAAAAUUGAUUGUUAUCAUUCGUGGGAGUCAGAUGAUGGCGUACAGUGGUUAUUAAUCAGGUCAGAAAAGCAGAUUUUUAAAUGUAUGGAAUCAAUUUUGUUUUUUGAGGUAGAUGCAGGUAAAACUCAAAGUCAAACAUUUCCGUUUUUUGCCUUAAUUCUCAGUCAAGUGUGUGUGUAGGGGUUGGUCAUCACUGGAUUUCACCCCCGUUGCAUUAACAUUAUAAUAUACAUAUAAUAAUAUGUAUACGCAAAGCCCCUUUACAUCCAGUUCAUUUGAUUGUUAGAGCCCAAACUUAAAAAGAGGCACUGCUGUGCUCUGUCCAAAUUUAAUUGAACCCACCCAACAUCUUUGCCAAGUCAUUGUAGCCCAUCAUCUGACUCCUGUUCUGUAUUUCCCCAUGGCCUUACAAGACUUAGCCUUCAGUCAGGGUGAGAUAAAGAGGGAUGAGGUUUGGAUAAAGUCAUAACAGGUUGUUUUUGUCGAGGCACACUGGGUCGUCUGUGGCAUGAUGUUUUUGAAAUGUGGAAGUUUUGACAAAGCUGCAUUUUCUGCUGUAGGAUCAAUUCCCUUUGUUAUAUUUAUGUGUGGCUCCACUAUGCAACACACUUGUACACAUAGUUGUGUAAUUUCUGUAAUGCUUGAAUCUUCUGUUUUAGUAGUGUAAUUAGGUGAUGUCAAAAUCCACAGUUUGAAUCAGUUAACGGGGCUUUGACCCCCCCCAACCUCACAGCAAAUGUAAUUUCUGAAGAGCCAACCCUUUUUAAUCAGAAAGCUCUGUCCUGCUUCUUCCCUCUCUUAUCUCAUUCCCAAAGGCAAAGAAAGAUUUCCAGUAGAAAGCUAGUGAGGUGAUCACCUCCUGUUCUUCCUAAUAUAUGUGAACAAUGUGGUUUGGGUGUGGUUGAUUUGUUAUGAGAUUGUCAUUCCUCUGUGUGUCAGUUGCAGUGCAAUAAUGCAAAAACAUUGUUAAGAGACCACUGUUGGUAGCUGAAUAUGAUGUCAAAAAUAUCCUCUCUACCUCCAUCUUCUUUUUGUUUCUCCUUCUCUUUUUACCCUCUUCUCAUUGUUGUUUCCAUGUUGCUCUGUCAAACCUUUUCUAUAAUCUGUCAUAUUUCUUCCUUGUUCCUUCCCCUUUUCUUCUGUCUAUUUAUGGAACUUUUAAGGACCAAAUAACCAGUGUGGACUGCCGCUGAUAACAUAGCUGCACAGGAGAAGUCACUGGCAGCCAGUUCAUACAUUCUCACAUGGUAUGGCUGCAUACAGUGGAACACAAUCUCAUCUAUAGUUUUAAAUUUUUCCAAGAAAGUAGGGGGUUCUUACUUGUAGAAGGAUUAGAAGCCAGAUAUAUUUCAUUUUCUUAAAAUAAUAUCUGUAAGUGGCUUCUAAAUGGCCACCAACUCCCAUUUCACUCUUUUCAGGUUUCGAAUCAUGUAUUUGUGACUGGACUUACAUGUCGCUGAUGUAAAGUUUACUAUGUUUCUCACUAUUUACGAAUCAGACAUUCCAUCACAAACCCAGCUUCAGUUCUCUUCUCCAUUCAGAAUGAAGUAUGUUUGAGAAAAACACCUCAACAUGCAAGUGGAUUAUUUUAUUUCUUGCAUACACAAUUUCAUUUCUUUAUUAGUUAAGUAAAGUUGCUUGUCGAAGCCUCUUCUCACUGAGGGACGCAUUUAUUCGUGUUACAAAUACAACAAGUAAGAGAAAAAAGAGCUUAAAGGUAAAAAAAUCCUUUUUAAAUCUUUUCUCUCUGUCAAGACUAGUGAUUUGAUGCCGUUUGAUUAUGCUGAACAUAAAUGAGCCUUAUUCUGUUGUGACUUUUGGUGUUUAGUGAAAAGGGAAUGUUUAAUACAGACUUUUUCUCAUACUGUAGGCUUAUGUGUUAUUUUCUGAUGUGUUUGUCUUACACAGUUGUUGGAAACCAAAAGUAACGGGUCAUUGUUUUUACUGUGAAAUGAAACUUUAAAGCAGAACUUCAGCAUGUAUUCAUGUUCGGAUAGAGAUCUGCUUGUGUUUGCUACCAUAUCAUAUUCUUAUCUAAGCUAAAGAUAAGUCAUGUCAUCCCGGUUCCAAAGCUGUGUUUAACUGUUUCAUGCAUGUAUAACUAUUCAAUGCAGAAUCACUUAAGAUAAAAAUGCUAUGCUGAUAAAGCCAA
This is a messenger RNA of Morone saxatilis (striped sea-bass), 3848 nucleotides long. It is a transcript of the gene adpgk2, whose product is annotated as ADP-dependent glucokinase 2. The transcript has 7 exons. Lineage: Eukaryota; Metazoa; Chordata; Actinopteri; Moronidae. Gene Ontology annotation, biological process: glucose metabolic process. The record is from RefSeq and is a predicted model, not a curated record. Gene Ontology annotation, molecular function: ADP-specific glucokinase activity. The coding region runs from base 44 to 1519 and encodes 491 amino acids. Gene Ontology annotation, cellular component: endoplasmic reticulum.